Triticum dicoccoides is the source of this 1100-nucleotide messenger RNA. RefSeq lists its product as uncharacterized. The record is from RefSeq and is a predicted model, not a curated record. Bases 53 to 970 code for a protein of 305 amino acids. NCBI's taxonomy places the organism in Eukaryota, Viridiplantae, Streptophyta, Magnoliopsida, Poales, Poaceae. The transcript has a single exon.
GCAGUUCAUCCUCAAUCUUCAGUUCUUCAAAGCACCUUACCAAAAAGGAACCAUGGCUGCCAAAACCACAUCAUGCCUUACUUUCCUAAAGGAAGCGCUGAUCCUCCCCACGUUAAACCCCAAGCUCUUCACGCCCUUGCUCCUCCUCUUUGCCGCCGCCGCCUUCCUUGACCACAUAGUCAAUUUCCUGUUCGUCCAGCCUCUCGCCGACGUCGUGGCCAGCCAUGCCACCGAGCUCAACAACACCGACUUCUCGAGCGCCAAAUACGCCAAGCUCAUGGAGAUGGAGGGGCCAAAGCAAGACGGUAUGAGGCUCAUACUCAUCGGCGUCUCCGAGGUGAUCGUCGCCCUGGCCGUCGGCUUCGUCAAGAGGACCCUCUUCCUCUUCGCGGCCUCCACGACCUACUCCGGCGACCGCUACUCGCUAGCCGAGCUCCUGCGCGAGCUCGUCAAGGGGAGGAUCAGCCUGAAGGGCGCUUCCAUCACCAUCGCCGUCGUCGACGCGCUUGACUUCGCGUCGGCGGUCCUGGCCGCGCUGAUUCCCGCUCCCGACCUGAUGGGCGGGCUCUCAGGGGUGCUCUCCGUCCAGGGCCUCGUCUACCUCAUCGCGCUCCUCACCUCCCUCUACUUCACCGCCGUGGCGUUGGUGGGCGUCGCCGCGUCGGUGGUCGACAGGAGGUGCCGCGGCGUGGGGGCGCUCCGGCAGGCGUGGCGUCUCGUGACGCUGGUGAGGAGAAAGGAGGGUCUCCUCUUGGUGCUCGUGGCGCACUUCGUGCCGACCGUCGUGGCUCCGCUGUACCGGGUUGCUCUUGUGUAUGCGAAGAGGAGCAUGGCGGUGUCCUUGUGCUUGCUGGCUGUGCAUGCUUUUCUGUCAUGUGCGCUGCAGCUCCUCUCUCUGAUGGCAGCAACGGUUUACUACUACCAAGCCAUGCAGAGCAAGGAGGUGAUCGAUGCCUUGCGGUUAUGCUAAGAGCACACAUUCCUUUCGGGGAAGGAAAUGUCUCCUUCAUCCAAAAGUGAUUAUAAUGCCAUAGAGGGAUGCUUUGAUUUCUUCGUGCGACAAUGUAUACAAGUCGUUGUUAAAAAAUUGUACACAAGUC